Messenger RNA from Alternaria infectoria, 1320 nucleotides. RefSeq lists its product as uncharacterized. The coding region runs from base 1 to 1320 and encodes 439 amino acids. Gene Ontology annotation, biological process: transmembrane transport; carbohydrate transport. The record is from RefSeq and is a predicted model, not a curated record. The transcript has 2 exons. Gene Ontology annotation, cellular component: membrane. NCBI's taxonomy places the organism in Eukaryota, Fungi, Ascomycota, Dothideomycetes, Pleosporales, Pleosporaceae. Gene Ontology annotation, molecular function: carbohydrate:proton symporter activity.
AUGAAGCCCAUUACCGGCAAGAUACCAGGCUACGCGCUCGCAUCAACAUUCGUGGCCCUCGGUGGUAUACUGAAUGGAUUCGACACAGGCUCCGUCGGCGCCGUCACUGAGAUGCCAUUCUUCACCCACACAUUCGGUCACCUCACGCCUACCAUGCGCGGCUUCACCGUCUCUCUAAUCAUGCUCUGCGGCGCUAUCCCAGCAACAGUCGCCGGAUAUCUCGCCGACCGCUUCGGUCGCCUCCGCAUCAUCAUCGUCGGCGCAAUUCUGUUUACUAUCGGCUGCGUGCUCGAAUGCGCUGCCUCCCAUCUCAGUCUCUUCCUCGUCGGCCGCGCAAUAGUGGGAAUCGGUCAGGGUUUCGCGCUCACCAAUAUCGGAGUGUAUAUCUGUGAGAUUGCGCCCAGUCGGAAUCGUGGUAAGUUUGUGUCGCUUCCGCAAUUCGGCGCUGCGCUGGGGGUUUGCGUUGGGUAUUUCUCGUGCUAUGGAAGUAUACACAUCAAUGGCAAUAUGUCAUGGCGGCUGCCGUACAUACUGCAAGCCGCGCUGUCCAUGGUUUGGGCUGCGGGGUCCUUCUUUCUGCCUGAGAGUCCGCGGUGGCUUAUUCUGCAUGGGCAAAGACUUCGAGCGAUGCAAGAGCUCAAGAAGCUGGACUUCGAGGCAGUGGAGGCGGAGAAGGACGUCUUGCGCCCCACGGAUAAUGCCAGCCCGGAAGAGCAAGUCGGCAUACUGCAGGGCCUGCGCUUGAUCUUCAAGCGCGAAUACCGAUCACAGACGUGGCUCGCAGUGUUCAUCCUGUCGUUCGUUCAGUUGAGCGGCAUCGACGGCGUCCUUUACGUAUGUUCCCCCCAUCCGAAGGCCCGCACCUGCUUUAACAAGCUGACACCUCUUCGCAGUACGCCCCGACCAUCUUCGCUCAAGCCGGAAUCCCCACGCAAACAGCCUCUUUCCUCUCGUCUGGUGUCUCCGCCAUCCUCAUGCUCGCCUUCAGCAUUCCCGCCACACUCUUCGCCGACAAAUGGGGUCGUCGCACGUCCGCCAUCUGCGGCGGCGUCAUCCUCUCGGGGACUAUGCUUCCAAUUCGGAUCUCUGUACGCCGCGAACGUCGUGCAUUCAGAUGGCGCAGCGCGCUGGGUUGUGAUCGUGUCGGUCUUCGUCUUCGCCAUCGGAUACGUCUCGACAUGGGCCAUCGUAGGCAAGAUUUACGCAUCUGAGAUUCAGCCCACAAAGACGCGUGCGACCACGAAUUCAAUGGCCACGGGUGGUAGCUUUGUAAGUCGCGUCUUUACCUCUUCCUCCACGGUUCAUCACGGCCCCGACUGA